Cynara cardunculus var. scolymus (artichoke) is the source of this 1702-nucleotide messenger RNA. RefSeq names its product protein DETOXIFICATION 30-like. Gene Ontology annotation, molecular function: antiporter activity; xenobiotic transmembrane transporter activity. The coding region runs from base 81 to 1577 and encodes 498 amino acids. The record is from RefSeq and is a predicted model, not a curated record. Gene Ontology annotation, biological process: xenobiotic detoxification by transmembrane export across the plasma membrane. The transcript is spliced from 8 exons. Lineage: Eukaryota; Viridiplantae; Streptophyta; Magnoliopsida; Asterales; Asteraceae. Gene Ontology annotation, cellular component: vacuolar membrane.
ACCACCAUUGGAAGCCAAAGAAUCCGAUUCUGCAGCCACCUCCACACUGCUUGUAGCGCCAAGGUGUGUCAACAAUUUCAAUGGAAAGCCAUGCAGAUGCACCGCUUCUUACCUCUAAACAUGUCUCAAACAACGUUCACUUUCGCAACGACAUCCAGGAUAGCCCUCCGAUCACCGGAGCAAAGGAAUUCUUUGUUCAAUUUGGAAUUGAAUCAAAAAAGCUCUGGUAUCUCGCCGGCCCCGCCAUAUUCACUUCCGUCUGCCGUUACUCCCUUGGCGCUGUCACUCAAACGUUCGCUGGUCAUGUCGGAACUCUAGAUCUCGCAGCAUUCUCCGUCGAGAACUCUGUCAUUGCCGGUUUCUCUUUGGGGAUCAUGCUUGGAAUGGGAAGUGCGUUGGAGACUCUGUGUGGGCAAGCAUAUGGAGCAGGUCAUGUGGAUAUGUUAGGUGUAUAUAUGCAGAGAUCUUGGGUUAUCCUCUUGGUCACGGCUAUGAUGAUGUUAUCCCUUUACAUCUUCGCCACUCCAUUGCUGUUGUUCAUCGGACAAACAGAAGAGAUUGCACAUGCAGCGGGGAAGAUGGCGUUAUGGAUGAUUCCUCAGCUAUUCGCUUACGCAUUAAAUUAUCCGAUCGCCAAGUUUUUGCAGGCGCAGAGUAAGAUAAUGGUGAUGGCUUACAUAGCUGCGACGGCGCUGGUACUGCAUACUCUCUUUAGUUGGCUUUUAAUGCUCAAGUUGGGGUGGGGGCUUCUCGGAGGAGCGGUGGUGCUGAACCUGUCGUGGUGGUUUAUAGUGGUGGCUCAGCUGAUCUAUAUUUUCAGCGGCUCCUGUGGUCGAGCAUGGUCUGGGUUUAGCUGGGCCGCCUUCAGUAACCUGUGGAGCUUCGUCAAGCUGUCCUUCGCGUCAGCCAUCAUGCUUUGUUUGGAAACAUGGUAUUUUAUGGCAUUGGUACUUUUUGCUGGAUAUCUAAAGAACGCCGAAGUUGCCGUGGAUGCACUCUCCAUAUGCACAAACAUUGUUGGAUGGGCAAUUAUGGUAGCAAUUGGAUUCAACAUCGCUAUCAGUGUAAGGGUGUCGAAUGAACUAGGGGCAGGCCAUCCAAGAGCUGCAAAAUUUGCGAUCGGGGUGGUGGUGGCUUCCUCAUUUGCAUUCGGUACUUUGCUCGCCAUUCUCCUUGUCAUUUUUCGGCAUCAAUAUCCAGCCAUUUUUGCCGAUAGCAAAGAAGUUCAGCAAGCGGUUUACGCCCUCACUCCAUUGCUAGCAACUUGCCUUAUCAUUAACAAUAUUCAACCUGCACUCUCCGGGGUGGCAAUUGGGGCAGGAUGGCAAGCUGUGAUCGCUUAUAUCAAUAUCGCAUGCUACUACGUGUUUGGCAUACCUUUGGGACUCACUUUGGGUUUCCUAGCCGAUUGGGGCAUAAAGGGUAUAUGGAUCGGCAUGCUAACUGGAACCGUGGUACAAACAACCGUCUUGUUUUGCAUUUGUUACAGAACAAACUGGGAUAAAGAGGCGUCCAUGGCUGACAAGAGAAUUAAAGAAUGGUCUGGUCAGACUAAUGUGGAAGGCUCAGAUAAAUGACUUGAUGGAGGCUGAAUUUAUUUAAUGGUUCGUAUUGGAGUAAAUUACAUUCUUCGUCCCUAUAAUUUGUUAGAAAUUACAGAUUUUGUCCCUGUGGUUUUAAAACUACGGUUUUCAUUUGUACC